AUGCCACUAAAUAAAGAGGCAGCAACACCAAGACCUAGAAACCAUCAAGCUAGUACUAGAUUUAACUGGUUACCAGAUGAGAUAUUCAUGCUACCAUAUUUUCACCAAGAAUUGAUCAACAGUGAUGCUGCUCAUUCAUACAUCAAGAAAAAUUGCAGACAGCAUGGUUCCUUUUUAUUGAGAACUAGUUCAAAGGGAGAAAACCAUCUAACAUUGUCUGUCAGUGUUGAUGAUGGUCAGAUACAUCACAUUCAAGUUUAUGUUUCUAAACAAAAUUUCAACUAUAGAUAUCACAUUGUACCAGAUAUAGUCUUCCAAUCAUUUUCUGCAUUACAACAACAUUACUCAAAACAUCGCAUAGGAAACCUGGAACAGGUAGAGAAUGUUAAACUUAUCCAUCCUUUGACAAGACGCAACCGUACCCAAAGCCUGCCUAUUAUAGAAAAUCCAGAAAAUGGUAGCUCAAGUAGGAGAGCUGUAGAAUUGUCACGGAGAACAUCUGAUAUCUCAUCAAGCCAAAGACCUGGUACUAAUCUAAGUAAUCAUCAUGGAAGCACUACAAGUUUAACAGACCCGAGACAUCGUCCACCUCAACCACUCCCCCCUUGUCCUGCAGCAGGUGGAUCAACUCCUUAUUACACACGACCAACAGAUGAAGAGAUAGAUAGAGCUAGUGAACUAGCUGAAUUAUUACGGAACAACGAACGGUGUGAUUGUGGACUUCUUCUUCAUGAGGCUGAACUAGGUAGUGAUUGGACUGUUCAUAAAAGUCGCGAUGCAUCUACAAUUGGAAAAAUAUUUUAUCAAAAUGUAAGUGGUGACACAUGUUGGAACUUACCAGAGAGUGUGUUAAUGAAACUCAGUCCAGAAAAAGUCAUGCCAGGGUCAAAAUUUCAAAAAACAAAAUUGGCAUUGCCUGUAGAAUUGGCCACAGAUUUAAGAGGGAGAGAGAUAACUGCUAUUUAUCAGUUGUCAGACCUGAAUCUUCAUCUACAGAACUCAUCAAGUUUCUAAAAUAUCUACCUUUGCAUAUACAAAGCCAAUUUCUCAAAGAUAAGGCAAGACAUAAACAAAUAAAUAGAAAAUAUACCUAACAUAUAUAUCUAUAAUACAACAAUUUUACAACAUAUUCUAAGCAACAUAUACAAAAACAUAUUGACAAGUGUUUACC
Messenger RNA from Lottia gigantea (owl limpet), 1171 nucleotides. RefSeq lists its product as hypothetical. The record is from RefSeq and is a predicted model, not a curated record. The transcript has 4 exons. Lineage: Eukaryota; Metazoa; Mollusca; Gastropoda; Lottiidae. Bases 1 to 1014 code for a protein of 337 amino acids.